AUGGCUUGGAGAAGUCAUGGCAUAAAUAAUGUCGAUAUGGUGCGAAAUUUAAGAGCGAAUGGAAUAAUUAAAUCCGAUGUUGUAGCAAACGCAAUGAUAGCUGUUGAUCGGAAGAAUUAUUGUCCGCAUUCACCUUAUCACGACUCACCACAGUCAAUUGGAUACUCUGCUACCAUCAGUGCGCCACACAUGCAUGCACAUGCACUAGAGAGGUUGAAAAAGCAACUGAUACCUGGAGAAAAGGCAUUGGAUGUAGGCUCUGGAUCUGGUUAUUUGACAGCAUGUAUGGCAUUCAUGGUUGGUGAGACAGGCAGAGUUAUUGGAAUUGAUCAUAUUUCAGAAUUGGUAUCUUUGGCAACUAAAAACAUAAAACAAGAUAACCCUGAAUUGCUAUCAUCAGAAAGAAUUAAACUAGUUGUUGGUGAUGGACGUUUAGGAUUUCCUUCAGAGGCUCCUUAUAAUGCAAUUCAUGUUGGAGCUGCAGCUCCCACUUUACCCCAAGCUCUUGUAGAGCAAUUGAAACCGGGGGGUCGUCUGAUUGUCCCUGUAGGACCAGAAGGGGGAGAACAACAUCUUACUCAGGUGGAUAAAGCUCUAGACGGCACAACUUCAGUGAAGAAAUUGAUGAGUGUGAUUUACGUGCCCCUCACCGACAAGAGCCACCAGCGCCGUGAG
Brenthis ino (lesser marbled fritillary) is the source of this 675-nucleotide messenger RNA. The record is from the annotation of a GenBank genome assembly. NCBI's taxonomy places the organism in Eukaryota, Metazoa, Arthropoda, Insecta, Lepidoptera, Nymphalidae.